This is a messenger RNA of Striga hermonthica, 6756 nucleotides long. The record is from the annotation of a GenBank genome assembly. Lineage: Eukaryota; Viridiplantae; Streptophyta; Magnoliopsida; Lamiales; Orobanchaceae.
AUGGUUGGUGAUACCCGAUCUUCCAGAAAUAGCAAGGAUGAAGGUUACGGUCGUAAGUCGACAAAAAAGGCAGAUACUAGAAGAUCAGCUUCUGGUGCAAGAAGAUCAGCUCGAGAAGAAUCAGAUUCCACCAGAGUGACGGCACCAUGUCCUCAGAGCAUGCGGAAAUCCAAGCGUAUUGAGGAGAGAACCCCACCUUCGACUCCUUCCACAAAGCGGAAAUCCGAGAGACUGGAAAAACAGAACACGCCAAGUCCUGUUGGACCUGUGAGGAGGUCCGUCAGAGGUAAGAAUGACUUUUCACCUGAAUCUUCUGGGUCUAAAAAAACCUCAAAAGGACUCGGUUCGCUGGACUCAAAGAGCAAGAAAGAGAAGAACUUGAUUCAGGUGACAAUGGAAUCUGAAAAGGCCGAAAUUGACCCUGAAGUUGGCAUGAAGAGAAAAAAUAUGAACUCGCGGUCCUACAUGACCUUGUUCAAAAGGCAGCGCAUCAAGAUUGUGCCGGAUGGUGAAGGGCGGCUGGCCGGACGAGAUAAACUGUCUGAUGUUUGCAGUGACAAUAGCGGAGGCACUGACUCUGAACCAAUGGGAAAUGGAGUGGUUGGUACUGAUGAGUUCAGUAGAAGGAUAGUGGGUGAUUCAAGAGAUGAAAGCAUUGAUAUUGUUAAAACUUCUGUUGAAGCUCUUCACAAGCCGCGUGAAAAAGAUCAUGAAGACAUGCAAAAUAAUGUUAAUAGGGCUUCUAGCCAUAGAGACAUAGCUUUGGAUGAACCUUGUUCAAACCACUACAUUACCAAUUCGAGUGUCAGAGAAAUGCCUGAUUUUACAGAAAGAUUGCCAACAAUCUGUUCUUCUGCUGAUUAUAUGGAUCCCUCUGAAUCUGAAAGUUCAACUUGCUUGGGGACAAUAGGAGAUGUUGCGGGGGAUACUACUUCACCAUCACCAAAGUAUGAAAACUGUGAUCUUCUGGGCACUUGUGUUCUUUGUUCCAAGUGUAAAAGGAUUGGCUAUAAUUCACAAAAGCAGGAACUUUGCUCGUGCAAUCCUGCAGUAGACAUGGACCAGGGCACCUUAUCUACUUGUAAGGUUAGAAGUAAUCAUGAAGUGGCUGUUACCUCAGAAACUGCUGAAAAAUGUGCCUCCAGAGAUCUAACAGAGAUGCUUGCAGAUUCUCAAAAGGAUGGUCAUGAAUAUGUGUGUGCCCUGUGCAACAAAAGUGGCGAGCUCCUGUGCUGUGAGGGGAAAGGUUGCAAGAGAUUCUAUCAUAUCAGCUGUAUAGAUCCCCAACUAACUGAGGCUCUCCCUGGUGUGUGGCAUUGUCCCCAGUGUGUGAAGAAGAAGCUUCUAUUUGGUGUUCACUCUGUGUCAGAGGGAAUCGAGUCAAUUUGGGAUGUUGCAGAAGUGGAGGUAUCAAAUGGAAUUCGGCAGAAGCAAUAUCUUAUUAAAUACCAUGGGCUUGCUCACAUUCAUAACCACUGGGCUUCGGAGAAACAACUGCUUCUUGAAAAUCCUUGCAUUUUCUCCAACUUUAUUGAAAAUAAUUUGUUAGAGAGGUGGAAUCUUGAGUGGACAAAACCGCAUCGCUUGCUAAAGAAAAAAUCUAUUCUGGAUAACGUGUAUGUAGCUUCGUCCUCUGUUAUUUCUGUAUGCCAUUAUGAAUGGCUCGUGAAAUGGCAUGGUCUUGGUUAUGACCAUGCUACAUGGGAGUUGGAUAAUGCCUCCUGGCUGAGCUCGCCUCUGGGUCAGAACCUAAUGAAGGAUUAUGAAACUCGUUGCGAAAGGGCUAAGCAAGAAGCUAAUCAGCGUAAAAAGGGGCCUUUUGUCGAACUUUCAGAGCUUCCAUCCAGUCAGUCACUGGGAAAUGAUAACCAUGUGUUGAAAAAUGUAAAUAAGCUGCGCCAGUUUUUGUUCAAAUGCCAAAAUGUCGUCGUUUUUGAUGAUCAGGAGCUAAUAAUGACUAUUUUGUUUUCCCUUCAAUCUAUGAGUGAAAUUUGCCGGCCUUUCCUAUUUGUCACGGCCUCAAGUUCAUUGUCUCAAUGGGAAGCUGAGUUUGCACGGCUGGUGCCAUCUGUUGAUGUUGUGGUAUACAGUGGAAACAAAGACACCAGGAAGGGGAUUAGAGCAGCAGAAUUUUAUGAUGAAGGUGGUUUUUUGAUGCUCCAAGUACUCCUGUCUUCUGUAGAAGCUGUUUUUGAGGAUCUGGACAAGUUAAUGAGCAUAAAGUGGGAAGCAAUUGUAAUUGAUGAUUAUCAGCAAUUUGGGGUAUCAAAUGAUCCUGAAACAUUUAAAAUGCUGCGCACAAACUCAAGGAUACUUUUGGUCAGUAGUCAAAUAAAGGAUACAACAUCUGAAUACCUUAAAAUGCUAUCGCUGCUUGAGAAUCAUGCUGAUCUUGACAAACUGAGGGCCUUGAAAUCCGAGACAAAUGACAAUCUAUGUAAAGUGAAAGAUCGAUUGUCACGUUUUAUUGCGUAUGGAAGCAAGUUUCAAUUGUCUAAGUUCCAUGAGUAUUGGGUACCAGUUCAGAUAUCAAAUUAUCAGCUUGAGCAUUAUUGUGCUACGCUUCUUAAUAACUCGGUCCAGCUUCGUUCCUGUUCAAAAGUUGACCUGGUGGGGGCACUCCGUGAUGUUCUUUUUGCUGCUCGAAAGUGUUGCGAUCACCCGUAUCUUCUGGACCUCUUUGUACAAGAGAGCUUGUUUGCUGAGAAACGUCCUUUGCCUGAGAUCGUGGAGAUUGGGAUAAAAGCAAGUGGCAAAUUAGAACUUCUUGAUAAGAUGCUCACCGAGAUCCGUAGUCGAGGCUUACAAGUACUUGUACUUUACCAGCAGGCAGUUAGUGGUGCGCCAAUCGGAAAUUUCCUGGACGAUUUUCUUCAGCAUAGAUUUGGUCCAGGUACUUACGAACGCAUCGAACAAUCAGUCACCCCUUCCAAGAAGCAAGCUGCUGUGAACCGAUUUAACAAGAAGGAGACCGGGCAGUUUAUUUUUCUGUUAGAAACCCGUGCUUGUUGGCCAAUCAUUAAACUUUCCUCACUGGAUCUUGUCAUCAUAUAUGAUAGUGACUGGAAUCCAGCAAACGAUUUGAGAGCCCUGCAAAAGCUCUCACUUGGUUCGAAGGCUGAGCAGAUUAAAGUUUUCAGGUUAUAUUCAUCCUUCACUGUUGAAGAAAGGGCCUUAGUUCUAGCAAAGAAAAACUUGAAUCUCGACAAUAAUUUGCAAACUUUUUGCCGUACCGCGAGUGACACUCUUCUCUCCUGGGGUGCUGCACAUCUGUUCGGCAGGUUAGAUGAGUAUCAUGCUAAUGGCGCCUCUGAUUCGGCUCCAAAUCCUUCUGGGCAGCUGCUUUUGAGUGAAGUUAUCAAGGAGUUUCAGGCCAUACUUUCCGAAAAUGCCAAUCCGAAUUCUGUUAUUUCAAAAGUUAAAUUGGGUGUUGGGAGCUAUAGUGGGGGCAUUCCCAUGUAUGGAGAGACACAAAUUCAGUUGGAAGAUGGAGAGUCGCAUGUUUUCUGGAAAAACUUGUUGGAUGGAAGGAAUUAUGUUUGGAAACAUUUAAGAAGCCAAUCGUCUAGGAAUCGGAAGAGAACUCAUUACUCUCAAGUGUAUUCUAGUAUACCAGGGUCAGAAAGAGAUGACAUGGCAAAGAAACGAAAGAAGGUGAUCGAUGAUAGUUCAGAUCCAGCCUUAGUUCAAGUUGAUUUAGGAGUGGACAAAGUCCGUCAAGUUGCUGGUUCUAAGGAAGGCUCAUCUAGAAUCAAACCCCGUAAUCGACCGAAUAAUACACAAAAAGAAGGUAAUACUUCCAACAAUAUUCCAAAUGGCAUUUCUGGUUGCAGCUCUUUUGGUGCUGGGGUUCCUGAAGGUAUGCCAGGGGGAAGAAUUGUAUCAUCUGAUGAGCGUAAAGCCCUCCUCAGCUCUUUGAAAGCAGAGAUGAUGAGACUAUGUCAAGUUCUUAACUUUUCGGAGGAUGUCAUUGUUAUCGCAUUGAGAUUUUUGGAAUAUGUCAUCAGUAAGCGCGAUGUCAACACUGACUCACAAUCAGUCGUGCAGGCUCUCCAAAUUUCUCUGUGUUGGAUUGCAGCAGCAAUCACGAAAACAAAUAUCGACAAGAAGGAGUCUCUAACGCUAGCCAAGCAACAUCUGAGCUAUCAAUGCAAUGAAGAACAAGCUAAAUCGAUUUAUUUUAUCCUCAAGGAGAUGCAUUACAAAUCCAAGGAUAAAAUCAUCAACUCAGGACGAUCCUUUGCUGAGGAAAACAUCAAUAAGAAGGAAGCUGCUCCGACAGGCAACCUAAAGAAAUUGCAAAAAAAGAUUAAAAAGCGAAGGAAGAAACUUUUACAGGGUCAUCAACAGGAGCUCCGUGAGUUCCAUGAGAAAUGGGAGAACGAUAGGUUAAAACUCGAGAAGGAUCACAAAGUGGAAUCGGCCUUUGUUCGGACCGUUCAUGGUCAGAGCUUGGCCAGGACGGACAGACUCAGGCUUUUGGAUAAUGACUUUAACACGAAACUAAAGGAGCUCAACCUCCAAAAGGAUCUGGAACUUAAAGCUCUGGAGGCACGGCAGGUCGGAGAGAUCGAAGAGGAGGAGAGAAGGACAACCGGAUGGCUGGCCGAAGCAGAACAGAACUUGAGUUGCCCAGGUUCUGUUGGUGAGCUCGUGCCACCUGUCCCCCAACCCGAGGAGCAUGCCAAUGAGGGCCCUCAGCCGAACAGACCAUCUGACGAGGCAGUUGGAUGUGAGAUUCGUGUUGAGAAUUCAGGAACUGUUCCUGCACAAGAGGAAGACACGGUAUCCGCCUUGGCUACAGUCGAGCCUGCUAGUCAACCGAAGCAAAUGAAUGAUAAUGACGAAUCUGUAGUUCUUCCGGAUCCACCUGCUUCUAUGGACCAGGUUCCUGAUGAAGUAAAUGCAUCAGAAAAUGAUGGAGUUGCUUCACCUGAUGCUUUGUUGGACGAGAGAUGUGGGCCUGAUGAGGCCGCUGGUGGGGAUUCACGAGGCCUGAAACAGUCGGUUGUCCAAUCGGAAGGAAAUGCAGCUUUGCCAGAUUGUGGCAACUUGUCAUCACAGAAAGUGCAGCAAGAUACAACCGACCAGAGUUUGGCAUCUGAGUCGCCAGCUGUGGAAGAUCAAAAUACUUUGCAGGUUCAAACUGAACUCAUCAACACUGUGACACCUGCACUGUCAAAUCAGGAAGAAGCUCCAGCGGCUGACGAAUCUGUAACCCCUGUGCCUACGGAUAAGGAAACUGUGACCGAUGUGCAGACGGAUAAUGAAAUUGUGAACCGUGUACCUUUGGAUCAUGAAACUGUAACCCGUGUGCCUACGGAUAAUGAAACCGUGACCCGUGUGCUGAUGGAUAAUGAAACUGUGACACGUGUACCUUUGAAUCAUGAAUCUGUGGCCCGUGUUACGUCAGAUCAUGAAACAGUGGCCGAGGUAGUGGCUGAAGUACCUGCUGUUUCUGAAAAUGUUGUGACUCCACCCUCUCAGGUAGUGGCUCGUACAACUGAACGGCCAAAUGAAGCUGCUUUUCAACUUGGGUCAGAAGGAAGCCAUCCUGUGGGUCCCAGCUACCUUGUCACUCCUAGCCAUCAACUUGCUUACGGAAGUUCACCACAUUCUUCAUCUAUUGACCCACUUCAGAUCGAGUUAGAUAACCUACGUAGAGAUACUGAACAACUGGAUAAAAACCAUAAAGAAUUGGUGUCACGGCUGCAAUCUGAUUGUGAGGUGGAGAUACAGGAGAUGAUUAAUCAAAUUCGUAACAAGUACAACACGAAGCUUCAGGAGGCUGAAACUGAAUUUACGUCGAAAAGGAGUGAACUCGAAAAUAAUCAGAAUAAAGUUCUUAUGAAUAAAUUAUUGGCUGCAGCUUUUAGAUCAAAGUGCUGGAACCCAAAGCCUGCUGCCAUUCCAGGAAUGCAACAAGGUGUUCCGUCCAGCUUCUUACAGCACAUGCAGCAGCUAUCAGCACGCCCACCGGGCCCCACUCAGCCAGUCUCGCCCCCGACCCGCCCACCGGGCCCCACUCAGCCAGUCACGCUCCCGACCCGCCCACCGGGCCCCACUCAGCCAGUCGCAUCCCAACCCCGCCCACUGGGCCCCACUCAGUCAGUCGCACCCCCAAUCCGCCCAUCGGGCCUCACUCAGCCAGUCGCAUCCCCAACCCGCCCACCUGGCCUGAUCCAGCCAGUAGCAAACCCAACCCGUCCACUCGGGUCCCCGCCGCCAAUCGCGGCCAGGCCCUCCCAAACAUCUCGAGCGCAUCCCAUCGGAUCCUCCUCCCCCGCCGCCGUCCGGGCCGUUCACAACACGGCGGCCCUUUUCUCCUCUCCCGCCACCCGUCCCCCGCCCGUCAUCGGCACCAUUACGCCCUCCCGUGGGUCCCGCCCCAUUGGCGAGAUUCGCUCGGCGGCACCGCACCUCCAGCACUUCAGGCCUCACCCGGGACCACGCGCCGCGUCGCCACCUGUGGCUCAUCCCGUCCGGGCCCCACCACCAAGGGAGCUUCCUCCUCCUCCUCCUCCUCCUCCUCCUCCUCCGGCCUAUUCUAAUUUGCCGGCGGUUGCACGAGGCCCCGGCAAUACGUCUCAGCUAGUGGAGGGAAUUGUCCCGCCUUCGGACUUGCCGGAUAUUGGUUCGAAAUUCACCACUUUGGAGUCAUCAGACCUGGAGAUGCUCAGCAAUGUGCCACAGCCGCCGAGGGACCAGGCGGCCAAGGGGUCAACGAGUGUGGUUUGCUUGUCGGACGACGAGUAG